Molecule: messenger RNA, 4065 nt
Organism: Triplophysa rosa
Lineage: Eukaryota; Metazoa; Chordata; Actinopteri; Cypriniformes; Nemacheilidae
Gene: nsun5
Product: NOP2/Sun RNA methyltransferase 5
Exons: 10
Coding region: 189-1640 (483 amino acids)
Biological process (GO): rRNA base methylation
Cellular component (GO): nucleolus
Molecular function (GO): methyltransferase activity
Source: RefSeq, a predicted model, not a curated record
AAUGGCUGCCGUAAAACCUGUCACACUAACUGCCGCAAAGGAGUUGCGAAUCUAACCAGGCAAAGAGGAAAACGUGCAUACUUGGUCGCCUUCAAAGCAAGAGAAAUUACGUUUUUACGGCAUUACCUUUAGCUUUAUCUGAAUGUAUGAAGUUUCGGUUAGCUAUUUAAAGCGUAGUUAUCUUAAGCAUGGCUCUCUAUAUGAAAGCAGCAGAGAUUCUUGAUAAAGUGGAGCAGAAAAAGGGGGCUGUGAAAACUCUUGUCUAUGAAAGUAAAUACCAAAAUAUCAAACAACUCUUUGCACUCGUAUGCGAGACACAUAAAUACUCAUCGGUCCUGCAGGAGAUUAUCGACAGCACCAGCUUUCUAAAAGAAACAAAACUCCGGAUUCAUUUGGCAAAGGUGCUGGCGUAUGACCUGCUCAUUGGACGUGGGGUGAAAUGCGGAGGCACCUGGAAGGUCAUGAUGAUGAAACAUCGAUCCAGACUACAAGCUGCUCUGGCACGAAUUAAAAUCAAGAGGAAAGUGAGUCGAAAUGAGGAUCUGCUACCUUCCGGUUUCCAGCAGAUGCAGGGUGACGUAAUUCCACGAUUUGUGCGGGUGAACACAUUGAAAACAACUGUUGAGGAUGUCAUUGACUAUUUAAAAAGAGAAGGAUUUACAUAUCAGGGUACAGCUAGUCGGCUUGAAGAUCUUGAUCGGCUGUCUGGGAAAUCAUUUCUCUGUGAUCUUCAUCUCGAAGAUCUUCUGGUUUUCAGUGCAAAAAUGGACUUUCACAACCACUUCCUCUAUAAAGCAGGCCACAUUAUAUUGCAAGAUAAGGCCAGCUGUCUUCCUGCUUUUCUCCUGAACCCCCCAGUCAGCAGUCAUGUGAUUGACGCUUGUGCAGCUCCAGGAAACAAAACCAGCCAUCUAGCUGCCAUAAUGAAAAAUAAAGGGAAGCUGUUCGCUUUCGAUCUCGACACAAAACGCCUGUCCACCAUGAGCACCCUUCUUUUGCGUGCCGGGGUCACAUGUCAGCAGCUGGCCAAUCAGGAUUUUCUGAAAGUAGACCCACAGAGCUCUGAAUAUAAGGAGGCUAAGUACAUCCUUCUGGACCCCUCUUGUAGUGGAUCAGGAAUGGUGUGUUUGCGAGACAAAGCGUUAGAGCCGCAGGAGGACAAGCGUCUGCAGUCGCUGGCUGCGUUUCAGCUGCGCUGUCUCAACCACGCGCUGCAGUUUCCUCAGGUGCAACGUGUCGUGUAUUCCACCUGCUCCGUUCACUCAGAAGAGAAUGAGAACGUGGUGUCUGCCUGCCUGCAACAGAACCCUGGAUUCAGAUUAGUCCAUCUUCUUCCAAACUGGCCCGAGAGGGGUCACGACCCUUUCAAACAGUGCCUGCGUGCCAACCCAGCAAAAACACGGACUCAUGGGUUUUUUGUGGCCAUGCUGGAGAAACGUUCCCUGCAGAGAGAGGGAGAAAACGUCCUGAUUACCACAACAUUGCCCGCUGGUGGUGAGGAAAAGCAGGACAUACAGCAGUCUAGUGCACCUGAUGAGGAACAAGAGAACUCGGAGACUGCGAGCGAGCAUCCUACAAACCCAGGCUCAAAAAAGAAAAGGAAGAGAAACCGAAAAAAAACCCAAAAUCUAGAAUCAUGAGACUCAUCAGCUUUUCUGAACUACCAUUACACGGUUGUUGAUGCCCCUGAGCUUUCAUUAAAAAAAUGUGAUGGCAAGAUUGCUUGACGUUCGUAUGCAAAUUUUCUUUUCUUCUGCCCCACUAGUUAUUUAAAACCUCAUAAAAACGAGCAGUCGAAAGAGCAUGUGAAUUAUUUGUCAUGCAAUAACAAGUACCAUUCGCAAUUAAAGUCAACUUUACAGUUUUAUUGAAAACCAGCAUGUCAUUAUCAGAACUUCGAGCAGACACAGAUCGCAGUCUGCACGCUGCUCCAUUCACGCUUUGAGGGUUAGCGGUGAUGCCAUUUACUCACAAACACGAACUGGGCAUCCACUUACAGCAACAUAUGAAAAUACAUAAUACAACAGCUGUCGAACAUUCACAGCUUGAGAAAUCCAGCUCUCAACUCAACACACGUCUCAUUUUCCCAACAGUCUACGUGUUGAAGUUUUUCAUUUGUGGGGAUUUCUAAUAAUAAAGGAAAACUCGAAAAGCUACAACACCACCAGCAUUUAAAAACAAGAUACUUGUUCCCCAGUUAUGUCCGUAAGUACAUUUACCAGAUCGAAAACAUGUAAAGGGGUGAACAAAAAUAAAACAUUAAAAUAAGGGUGCUUCUUGUGCUUCCAUAUUUGUGCAUUGUAAUAGUAAAUAAACCCAGUGUUAUGUAGAAAUACAACUAUGUUGAACAGAUGUAAAAAAAAACACUGCUCUAUCAAACCUAAAAAUAUGAUUAAGACUUAAACUCCUAGGGUUUAUGUGGUCCACACAAUGUUUGACAGAUUCCCAUUCAGGAACAUUCUUAAGACAUGCUGAUUCAAUCACAGGCCAAUUAAUUGCUAAAUCUUGGUAUUAUAAACACAUCACAAGCAUGCACAAAACCAUAAGGAUUCAAAGCCAGGAAUGGUUCAUACAAAAUUCAAACAUGGUGUGCAUGCAAAGACAAAAAUUGACAUACAAAAAUCUUUCAUGGCUCUCUAGGAUUAAUAAAUUCCGAAUGAAAAUUAUUUUAAACUUUCUGCAAAAAAGCAGCAAUUAUCCUGAAAUUCACACAUUUGGGGCAUUUUCAAUUUCUUUUUUUUGCAUAUCUACAGUCAAACAUACAUUUUCUAAAGCAUAUAAUCCUUUUAAGUAUGGUCACUCAAAGCUGCACUUCUGCAUGAGGCUAGUUUGAAUCACUCCGGUCAGUAAUAAAAAAAACAUUCAAACUCUCCACAAUGUCUACAAUCUCUAACUUUUGCACACAUCAUUAUGAAAGAACUGGCGUCUGUUUCUCCAAGUACAAACCAGACAUCAGUCAUAAUAUACAACCAGAAGCAAAACACGCUAAGGCACACUGCAAUAAGAAAAGAACUAACUGAAAAAAUGAACUUUCUGUGUUUUUGAAGAUUACAGCUACAGGUUAAGCGUGAAGAGCUACAUGCCUAUGUGUCUGUGGUAAGUGCAGAAUUUACUUAUUCCAUGGAUAAAUACCAGUAACUUAUAUAUUAAAUGAGACUUCGUAAAACACUUUAGGUGAGAUACAAAUACACAUUUAAAGUUGAGAGGUAGUACAACGGCCAAAAAGCACACUGACGGUGUGAUGAAGGUGAACACGUUAGGCUAAAAACAUCAGCUUUGGUUUCAAACAGAGAAGUCAGUGCAUAAAGUAUAAAUGUAAUGAAAUCAACAGGAUCUUUCCCAAUAUGGUGGCUCUUUUAGAUGAAUGUGCAGAAAAAAAGUGGAAAAGUUAAACUGUUUAUUAUUCAGCUCAAUCCAUUCACUCGGACAAAAACAGCGUUUUCAUUUUUUAAAUGAAACAGGUAAAAUGAUCACUCUUUUGAGGGCGUUUGGUGAAAACUUAAACAUGUCAGUCAAUGAUCAAAAGCAUGACAAUAAAGACUAACUACAAAGAGGGAAAAAUAUUUACUUGAUCUAAAAAUAACGCGCAUCUGAUUAUGCAUCGUCAGCCAAAAAUAAACAAACAAAGUUCAAAUAAAAUUCCAUUUCUUUCAACAAACCUGGAUUGCAUUUCAUGUUUAAAUUUAGAAUUGAAAGUCUUGGUCUUUCGUUUCUUCAAGUAUAACCCAUCCAGUUCACCAUCCUUCCCCAACACAAGAUCUCCUCAUCAGGCAACUCCAGACUCCAUCAGUGAGGACCAUUGAUGAGUUUCAGUGGACGCACCGCCAUCAAGGACGCGGCAGCCCAGCGCUCUAAAAUCUACACUCCCCAUGAGCCUUGAUACUACACACCUGACCAGCCCUGGCAGUCUGAAAGGUUGUAGAGGUGAGAUUGGUCUCACAGGUCUGAUCAAGAGCCAUGUUUUGUUUGGACCAGCAGUUGCAUCUGGGGCAGGUGGGAUAGCCAAAGUAAUAGUAACAGAGUCCACACAACAAUGAUGUAUGGUUGAAGGGACAGGUCUCAGAU